Chironomus riparius is the source of this 2800-nucleotide messenger RNA. Lineage: Eukaryota; Metazoa; Arthropoda; Insecta; Diptera; Chironomidae. The record is from the annotation of a GenBank genome assembly.
GCUUAGUUUCUUCUGAGAUUUCGUGCUUGUUAUAUCGUUGAAAAUUUUAAACAUUAAAAUAUUUAAAUUAAUUGUGUGUAAUAAAAGAUAAUAAAUAGACAAAUUAAUAAAGCGUCAAUAAUGAUGUCAGAACAAGUCAAAUAUGUGAUAUUUUUAAUGCUGGUGACAGCAUCAUGCGUAAAAAUGCAACGAGAUCGAGCUCCGCCAGAUAUAACAGCCCAAGAGAGGCAAUUUAGAGUUGUCUAUGAAUGGAGAACACUAGACUUUGCUUUUCGCAAUGAACAAGAACGUUCUGCAGCUGUUUUUAGAGGAGAAUAUAUACCCAAAAAUGUGAUCAUAUCAGAUAUUAAGCCUUACGCAAACAGAUUGUAUGUGACGGUUCCUCGAAUGUUGCCUGGAUCGCCUGCAACCUUAGGCUACCUUAUAGCACCAGAUAAUAACGGCAAAACAGACCCGGAAAUUGAACCGUACCCAAGUUGGGCAAUGAAUCAAGUCGGCAACUGUUCAGCCCUUCAAUUCGUGCAAGGAAUUGCAAUAGAUGCUAGAGGAAUUUUAUGGGCAGUAGAUAGCGGUCGUGUCAACACAUUGCUUCCAGCAAACAAUCAGCUCGUUUGUAAUCCCAAACUUAUGCUGUUUGACUUGAAACGUAAUGGAUCGUUGGUUUUGCGAUACGAUUUUCCUGAAGAAGUUGUCGCGAGAGGCACAAAUUAUUUAAAUAAAAUUGUCGUCGAUGACGCUAAUGGUGAUUUUGCUUAUAUUACGGAUAAUAACGGCGCUGACCCUGGAAUUGUUGUGUUCAGUCGUAGAAUCAAUAGAGCAUGGAAAGUUCGUGAAAGCACAUCAAUGAGAGCUAACAGGGAUGCUUUAUCAUUCAUUGUGAAUGGAACUAGCUUAAAUUUCUCAAUUCACAUCGAUGGCAUAGCUUUAGGGCCAUAUUAUAAUCCAUCAACAGGUGAUGUCACUACAGAUGCUGCCGGCAGCUAUUCAGUGCAACAAAAUUACGAAAGAAAUGUCUUUUAUUCACCAUUAAGUAGCUAUCAUCUUUACUCAAUACCUGCGACUCGUCUUCGCGACCCAGACUUUGCAAGAAAGGCAACGCCCCGUCAAGUUUUCGAAGCUGUAACUGAUCAUGGAUUGAAAACAUCUCAGUCGGACGGUAUGACGAUGGACAACAAUGGAUAUCUGUAUUUUGGAUUACUUGCUAAUCAUGCAAUUUGCAAAUGGGAUUCUUAUCGUCCAUUUACAUAUGAUAAUCAGCAAAUUGUCGCUCGUGACAAGGUUCAUAUUCAAUGGACAGAUGGUAUGGGCUUUGAUGAGAAUGGAUAUCUUUAUGUAGUAGUCAAUCGUCUUCAUAAUUUCGUUGCUGGAAGAUUGCGUGAAGAUGAAGUCAAUUUUAGAAUAUUAAGAUCCAAAACUGGUACAAUCUCUUAUGUACACACUGGACGUCCGUCAUUAACAGAAGAGAAUAUUCUAAAUAUCGGUGGAAGUGGACCAAUUUACGAUAUUCACAGCAACACAUUAGGCAGUGGAUUUAUUUCAUCAACAACACCAAUUUCUUUAGGAAGUAUAGGAGGUCAGUACUAUAACAGCUCACCAUCAUCAUCAAGUAAAACAACAAGUCUUCUGCUGUUUGGAUUAUUGGCGGUCUUUAUUAAGUAUUUAAUUUAAUUUAGUUUUGUUGCCCUCUUAUUUUUACGUCAUAGACGUAUAAUCAAGAAAUUUCAUGCUUUAUAUCUCUUCAAAGCCAAAAACACUAAUUUUUUUUCAUUUAAUAAUUGCAAAUGAAUUCUUAAAAAAUACCAACAACAAACAUAUUUUAUGAUUUCACGCGCUCGUUGUUUGUGUGCGAUGAUUCAAAAAAAGUUUUACUGCUGUAGAUUUUCAUACCAUUAUUGACCAUCAAUGUAAGGACUACCUAGAAAAUCUUAAUUAGGCCUAUUUGUAAGCCAUAAAAUCUUUAUUCUCAAUUACUUUAUUAUUUCGCACUACAUUUAAGACAAUUCUAUCAGUUUCUAUGAAUAGAUUUAUAUUAUUUAAUUGUUGAAUUAAAAACCUAGUCUUAAUUUUCAAGUAUUAUUUUUAAUUGAUCUGAAUUUUACUGUGUUUUUGAAGCUGAUUGAGAGGUGGAACUUAACAGAUACAAUUUUAAAACUGUUCAAAUGUUUUACAAAACCAUACAAAUUCAUUUAAAAUGUGUCUUAAAACACUCCAAAUUCUUUUUAAAAAAAUCUCAGAAUCAUACAAAUUCCGGAAAUGGUUGUCAAAGCUAUACAAAUGUUUUGAAAUUGUCUCAAAACCUUUCAAAUGUUUUAAUUUUCGAUAAAAUGAAUUUGUAUUGUUUUGAAUUCAAGAUGUGCUUUAAAACUUUACAAAUUCUGGAAAUGGCUGUCAAAGCUAUACAAAUGUUUUUUAAAAAAAUAACUCAAAACCUUACAAAUGAUUUUUAUUCUUGCAAGAUGAAUUUGUAUUGUUUUGAAUUCACAAAUCGAAUAAAAUUCAUAAUUUUGAAAAAAAACUUUCCAUUUUUCUCGCGGUUUUGGAUAAGAAACUCCAAUCAACCUCAACCACAGUUAAAUAAUUAACAAUAUCAUCACUUUCUCAUCUUCUGUUUAAUUAAAUACGUGAAAAGGUUGUACUUCAUGCGACCAAACAAAAAAUUACCAACUUAACAAAGGUUAUUAAAUAUUAUGUUAAUGUUAAAGUUAUAAAUGAAAUGUUUUUUGUAUAUUAAAGUUAUUUGACUUUAGUAAUGUCACGAUUCAUUCUAAAUGAAAAUAAAAAUCGUAAUAAAUUAUUUUAG